GCAGCGGUUUUGGCGCAGCGUGAUAUGAAGCCCGGCAACCCGAGUUCGACACCUGGCCACGCUAACAUCGUUUGGCCCGACUUGCUGAGCCGGCACCGCAAUGAUGGCUUGCGGCGCGAGCCGAGGCCACGGAAUGGGAGGAGGAGGAGGAGGAGGAGAAGGAGGGUGGCAGGGCAUGGGGCUGAUGGCGGUGCCGUUCCCCGAGCACGCACGCGACGUGCUGGCCUCACUAGACGAGCUCCGCCGGGCCGCCCGGCUCUGCGACACGCAGGUGAACGUAUCGGGGCAGCUCUUCCCAGCUCACCGUGCCGUCCUGGCCGCGAGCAGUGGCUACUUCCGCAAGCUCUUUGAGAACGAGGAUCGUCACGGGGUGGUGCGGCUGGAUUUCGUGGAGGCCGAGGCUUUCUCGCGCCUGCUCGAGUUUGCGUACACGGCCACGCUGACGGUCGAUCCCGCGCGCAUAACGAGCCUCCUCGAGGCGACGCACCUCCUGGAGUUUGGCCAGGUGGCCAGCGUCUGCUCGGACCUCCUGGGCGCCUCCGCAGAGCUCGGCAAUGGCGCGAGCGACGUCGCGGUGCCGAGGCGGGAAGACGACGACGACGGCGAAGUCGCCGACGACGCCUCUCCUGCCGCCAGGCCCAGGGAGGAGUGGCUCACGAGCCACGCGGUAGAACGCGCGGGGGAACGCUCGCUCCGCGACGAUCGUCCUCUCGACGCGCGGGCAGCGCCACCGCCGUCGACGGGGCCGCACGCACGGGAAUCCGAGGCAACGGUUCAGAAGGACUGCGUCCGCGGGACCAUGCUGAGCCAGCAAAGGACAAAGAAAUCGAGAGGGAAAACAAAACUCGCGGCAGGCGGCGCCGACGCAUCGAUGGACGGUGGCGUUCGUGACAACGGCGAGGAUUUGGCCUUAGACCUGAGCUCACGGCCAGAGGACAAGAAGAGGCAGGCACGCAAGCCGAAACCGGCGCUCAUCCCGUCAUCGCAGGAUCUCCUGAGUCCGGCGAUUCUGCGUCAGAAGAGUGGGGAUGUGAUGGAUGACGCUGCUGGGGCGAUCCUGGAAACCGGACUGCAGAUGAGCUGGGGGUAUGGGCCCGAGGGGUCCUACGAUGCUCCGAGGGCCCCCAAAGUGUGUCAACCGUGCCCCAUCUGUAACAAGAUGAUCAGGGGUGCUGGGAAGUUGCCGCGUCACAUUCGCACCCAUACGGGAGAGCGUCCCUACCCGUGCCAUCUCUGCGGAGUGCGCUUCACCAGGCAAGACAAACUCAAGCUGCACCUGCAGAAACACGAGCGGCUCGGCAGCUGUCGCGCCGGCCGCGUGAAGCCCACGCACUACGGAACUCUGUAGUCAUCGUCGGCGCCGCUUCUUGGUCUUUUGUUAAAGUCACCACCGCUUUCGGUGGUUGGGUAGAAGAGGAGCCGUUUAUUUACGGUCAACCGAGCGGCAGCAAUGCGAAUGCACUGCUGCAGAUGCAAUGCGACCGUGAAAUGUGGGGUUUGCGACCUCUACCGCUACCUGGUGUCAAGUAUUACAAAUCAAACGCUGUUAUAAUGACCACGGCUAUGAAAAUGUUUGUUUCUGUAUCAUAUGUAGAUGUGAUAUACAGUCGUUGACUUUUGAUUGCAUUAAUGGAUUGCCUGUUUGAAUAUUUUUUCAAGCUCUGUACCAAAGCAGUAUUUAUAUGUAUCAGAAUGCAAUUAUCCUGUGGAACACAUAACGCAUUUCUUCGUGAUGCUUUUAAGGGAGUGAAUAAUUUAUGAUAGCUCUGGCUGUGAACACUGUAUUUGCCUAUAUUGUUCUUACAAGUAUUUCACUGAGCAACACAGGAAUGAUAACAAUGACCAAUAAUAAUACACAGCCUCACUGACUCUCAAGGCUAUUUUUCAGUAGGGUCCUGCAAUGCAUUGGGAUGUUUGGCAACGUCUACUCAUGAUUGUCUGGAAUUAUUAUGUUUAUAAUUUAACAUUGCUGGAGGGGGGGGGGGCAAAUGGGCGCCACGGUGACGAGAUGUUAACUACCUCGCCUGGUAUGCAGGAGGUUGUGGGUUUGAUCCCGACUCUGACGCCUGCUGCUGUAUAUUUGGAGUUUGCAUGUUCUGCCCGGGGCGGUGUGGAUUUUUCUCGGGGUGCCCCGGUUUUUCCCUCCACAUUUAGAAACAUGUGCUUCAAGUAUUUGGUUGAUAUACAUUUCCACGCGAUAAGCCACUUCGUUGAGCUAUCAUUUGUGGCCAGGUUGCUUCUGAGUGGACCUUACCUGGUAAAAUAAAAUAGCAAUUGUUAAAAUAGUUUAAACUUAAAGUCCAGUGGAAUGGCGGCUCAGUGGUCCACGCACUAAGCUGUCACUAUGAAUGGUGACCUCAGUUUGAGUCCUGAUCUUGGCCAACAUCGGUGGCGAGCUAUAAUGGAACGAGCUGUCUCUGUCUUCACCCCUUCUCCAACCCCACACUCGCCAGCGUUGUACAUCAAUGACUGUCAAGGCAUUGGGGGAGCCCCUCGUCCAGCAGUGGAUUGAUAAAUGGCUGUAAAUUAUAUUUGUGUAUAUAUCUAGAAAAAAUAAAGUUUGUGUUCUGUUACAUUCGGUAGACCUCCUUGUGCUGUCGUCAAACUCCUGUGUU
This is a messenger RNA of Lethenteron reissneri (Far Eastern brook lamprey), 2615 nucleotides long. Its product is annotated as zinc finger and BTB domain-containing protein 7A-like. Gene Ontology annotation, molecular function: protein binding; DNA-binding transcription factor activity, RNA polymerase II-specific; RNA polymerase II cis-regulatory region sequence-specific DNA binding. Gene Ontology annotation, biological process: regulation of transcription by RNA polymerase II. The record is from RefSeq and is a predicted model, not a curated record. NCBI's taxonomy places the organism in Eukaryota, Metazoa, Chordata, Hyperoartia, Petromyzontiformes, Petromyzontidae.